GACGUAGAUAAGAUGAUGGGGUGUCUUUGUCCAAGCAAGGGAAUCUCCCUCGCGCACGCCUGACCUGAUAAACCCUUGCCUCGGGCAUUAUAUUCUUAGGCAGCAACAAACCGAACUAAGAUAGCAACCCCUUUCUAUCUAUAUUUGCACGUCUAAAAAUUAUAGUGUAACUCUUUAAAUUAAUGUCAAAACCUUUGGCCCCGUCGAUACCGGAGAGGAUGCCCGGCCACGCUUCCAUCUCCUGACAUCUCUCCACGUGGCAACCCCACCAGCUUCCAGGAUCCAUGCCGGUGCCGAUUAUUUUAAACACCAGUACUUAUUUUAAUUAAUGAUAUUGCAUAGCGUAUUGAUAAGUGCUAGUGUUUAAUAUUGAUGUUAAUUGUGUUUUAGCGAUACCAAGAAUUUAAAUGUCAUUUAAAAAAAAUAAAAAAUGACCCACAUGGAGAGGAGAGUUAGUUGGGAAAUGAGAGAUGGCCUGUUGCUUGUGCUUGAUGAAUAAGAGCUUUAUUACUAACACUAGUACUCUUAUUUGUAGGGUGAUGGGAGCUGUGUAGAAAGAGACUUGUGCUUACCUCUCCUCACCUCGCCUCCUUCCUUAUCUUUCUUCAUCCUUUUCUUUCUUUCAUUCACUCCCAACUAGAGGGAUAGAUAGAGGGAUUGACAGAGAAUAGAGAGAUGGGGAAUUGUCAGGCCAUAGAUGCUGCAGCGCUGGUUAUACAGCAUCCAAGUGGGAAGAUAGAGAGGUUAUAUUGGCCGGUUAGCGUUAGCGAGGUGAUGAGAAUGAACCCUGGUCAUUAUGUUUCUUUGAUCAUUCCAUUGCCUGUAUCUGGGGAUCAAGAAAACCAAGAACACAUCAAAACUGUGCAGUUCACCCGUGUUAAACUUCUCAGGCCAAGCGAUACUCUUACACUUGGUCAUGCUUAUCGCCUUGUUACUACUCAAGAAGUUAUGAAGGUGAUACGGGCCAAGAAGUACGCAAAACUGAAGAGACAGCAGCAGCCAGAAUCGGUUGACGAGAAUAAGUCACGGCUGCAGGUAGUACCAGAGAAGAAGCGAAGCACAAAUUGUCAGGCAGAAAAGAAGCCUAACACAGAGAAGGAUUGCAAGGAACCCAAACAUGAAAGACAUCGACACAGGACGCCAUCAAUCAACUCUGCUUCACUAAGGUCGAAGUCAUGGCGCCCCUCCUUACAGAGUAUCUCUGAGGCUGCAAGCUGAAGAUAUGUCGAAUUACAACCUGCCCAAUAGCCAAUAAAAGGCGCAAUAGAUUGCUUUUUUACCAUUAACAGAAUUUGGCAGUAAAUGGACAGAUGUGCCAUGUAUCCAGUAUUGUCUUAUACACAGCAAAAUAGAGUCAUUCAACCAAAGGCGGUGGAUAAUUAUCUGUGCCAUUGUCAACUUAAGCUCCCAGCAGAAAAAAUAUUCUCAAGCAAUAAUCUCCUGUACAGUUACCAAAGAGGCAAUGGAUCAGAUAUUGUUUAACAAUUAUAUUUUAUGUUGCCUCCAUAUCCUGUGCCUUUAAGGUUAAUCAUCAGGAAUUCGAAUAAAAUGCCAAGACAACUUGGAAAAA
Messenger RNA from Populus euphratica (Euphrates poplar), 1570 nucleotides. RefSeq lists its product as uncharacterized. The transcript has 3 exons. Lineage: Eukaryota; Viridiplantae; Streptophyta; Magnoliopsida; Malpighiales; Salicaceae. The record is from RefSeq and is a predicted model, not a curated record. Bases 676 to 1218 code for a protein of 180 amino acids.